Molecule: messenger RNA, 4296 nt
Organism: Cryptosporidium ubiquitum
Lineage: Eukaryota; Apicomplexa; Conoidasida; Eucoccidiorida; Cryptosporidiidae
Product: ABC transporter family protein
Exons: 1
Coding region: 1-4296 (1431 amino acids)
Biological process (GO): transmembrane transport
Cellular component (GO): membrane
Molecular function (GO): ATP hydrolysis activity; ATP binding; ABC-type transporter activity
Source: RefSeq, a predicted model, not a curated record
AUGAAAGAGCCUUUAAAUCAAAGAAAUUUGAUAUACUGGAAUAAUGAGAUUUUUCAGAAAACAAAGAAAUUAUUUCAGAAAGUUUCAUUUUUUUGGGUAAUUCCAUAUUUUAAUGAAAAGAUACUUUUUAAAAAGAAAACAAUUUUGGAGUUGGAGGGAGAAUAUUUGGAUGAGUAUGUAAAUAAGUCAUAUUAUAAUAAUGAGAAGCUACUGAAUGGUGGUUUAAUUAAACCAACAGCACUUUUAAGGAGAAUUAUUCAAGUAAAAUGGGAAAUAAUAUUGGGAGUAAUUUUGUUAAAGAUAGGGAACAUCUUUGUAUCUUUUAUAUUUUCAAGUUAUUUAAGUGGUUUUAUGAAGUCUGAGACACCUAAAGAGCAUUUAAAAUUGGGAAUAAAAACAAUUAUAGUUUAUUUACUUCGUCUUAUAUUUGAAUCUCAGAAUAGAUUUCAUAGUGGAAAACUGGCUUUAGAGAUUGAGUCUUUUCUAUUAAGACUAUCUUACUCAAGAUUGGUUUUCUCUUUUAAUCAUAAAAAGAGAAAGAGUAAUUUAAAAGAUGGGAAUGAAGGUAAAAAUCAAAUUUCAAAUAUAAUGAAUAUAGUGUUGGCAGACUGUUCAAGCUUUCCAAAUUUGAUAACCUCAACUUUGGAUUUACUUACAUUUCCAUUAAGAUUUUUCUUGACUUGGGUAUUAUUAAAAGAACAUGUUGGAUCAGUAGCAAUAAGCUCUGUGUUAGCAUUUCUAAUAGUUUUUUCUCUGGGAUUUUUUCUUCAGAUUAUUGGAUCUUUAUUUAAAGCUCCUUUUAUGAGGUAUCGUGAUAUAAGGAUAUCAAAAACUCAUGAAAUGCUUAGACAAAUUUCUCAAAUACGGUUACUUGAACAGGAAAACUUGAUUAUGAAUAAGAUUUUUGAGAUUAGAAAAAAGGAGACAUUUUAUAAUAGGUUAAGACUAAUACUUGUUCAGAUCGGUACCUUUUUAGAUUAUCACGUACAGACUAUUUCCCAGCUGGUUCUUUUUAUAUCUUACAUAUCAAAAGUAAUUAAUGAUAAUUCAAAUCUUCAAAAUGAGUCUCUCAAGAGUCUUGGGCCAACAGGAGUUACUGUUCUUAAUAUAUUCUUCACAGUUUCAUCUAUUAGAGGGCUUCCUUCUAAUAUGAUCGAAGGAUUUAUUUCAUUGAUUAGGUUCCAAAAAUUUCUUAGAGACACAGAGAAUGUUGUAAAAAGCUACAAAACUGAGUUUGAACAUUGUAAAAACAAUCAAUUAUUUAGUGAAGAUGUUAUUCUUGAUUUUAAAGGACGUAAAGUUGUUGAAUCAAAUCAUUCAUUAAUGAAGUUAGUAGAAAUGGAAGAAAGGAAAGAAGAUUUAAAGCUUUUAAUUAAAGAGACAGAUUCGAGAAUGACUGCUACAUAUGAGUAUUUUAAGGAUUUAUCAGUACAGGUUAGGAAGAAAGAAAAAGUCUUUAUAAUUGGAGAAUCAGGAUCUGGUAAGACUACAUUAAUUCAGGAAAUACUAUUAAAUAGGGGCUUUCUAUUUGAUACACAAGAUAUAAAUAGUUAUUUCUAUUAUAACUAUUAUCUAUUAAACAAUCUUCCUAUAGGAUAUGUUUCACAAAUACCAUGGAUACCUUCUGGUACUAUAAGAUCAAUAAUACUAUUUGGAUCAGAAUAUGAUGAAGAUCAUUACAUGAAAAUUAUUGAAUGCUGUAAUUUAGUUACAGACUUUCAACAAUGGAAAGAAGGAGAUUUAAAACAGGUUGAUGAGGGAGGAAACUCUUUAAGCAAAGGACAAAAAACCAGAAUAUGUAUUGCAAGAACUCUUUACCGCUUUUUUUCAAAAACAAACUUAAACUUGGGAUCAGAGUUUUGUCCUCUAUUUAUUUUUGAUGAUAUAUUUUGCAAUUUGGACCAUUCCGUCGCCAAUAAACUAUUUCACAAUCUUUUUAAUAGCAAUGGAAUACUCUCAAAUUCUUCAGUAGUAAUCACAAUCGACCAAAAUUCACUCUCUACUUUUCUUAAAUACUCCUCUAUCCUAGAUUCAAGCUCCUCUUUCAGCCUAUACCAUUCAUUUCGCUAUAUAUUUAUUGAAAAUUUUAACUAUUCACCAAUAUCUUUUAAAGUCCCUCAACAAGUUCUGAUUAAUAAUGUUGAAUCAAUCUUAACAGAUACUCGUGUUGAAACACUACUUAAUAAUCAUAAUAUGAUUUUCUCUCCCAAAAAUCCUAAUAAUAUAAACCCAACUUCUCUUUCCAGUAUUUCUGAUAGUUCUUAUAUUGUGGAUUUGAAUUCAUCUUCAGAAUUUUCCCGCCAAAAUACAGAAUCUGACAAAUUUAUUUCUAAUAAUAAUUCCUGCAUAAUUAAUUCCUUUAAUGAGAAAGUUACUAACAAAGGUUACAUUUCUCUAAAAAACUAUAAUUGGUAUCUGUCAAAGGUUGGUAAACCAAUCAUUAUUCUCCUUAUAACUUUAUUAUUUUCAAAAUCCACUUUUGAAAGAUUAAGUGAAUUACUUUUUACUGGAAAUUCUACACAUGCACACACACUUAAAAAAUUCCUUUUAUUAUAUUCUCUAUCUACUAGUCUUAGUCUGAUUUGUGGCGGGCUAGCUUUUUUUUUAGAGGCAAUUGCAUGUACUUUUGGCGCCAAUGAAAUUUAUAAAAGUAUAUUUGACUUGUUAUUAAUAAAGGUACCGAAUAUAAUACCAAUACAUAUAAUGUUGAAUAGAAUUGGGGGAGACAUGUUAAUAAUAGAUACAUGUAUAGUGAAAUCAAUUAUUUCUGGUUUGGCACCAGUAUUAACAAUAAUAGGCCAGACAGUGUUUAUAAUAUACACAUUUCCUUAUUUUACUCCAUUUUUUUUAGUAUGGAUAAUGGUAAUCAUAAAACCAAUAUGUUUCAAGUUUAUCUCGUCUUACAGGGAAUAUCAGAGGUUUUCUAUAUCUCUUUUUUCGUCUAUAUGUGGAAUAUUUUCUGGAACACAACUCGGGGGUUCAACUAUUACAAUGCUUAAAAAGCAAGAAGUACUUAGAAGCCAAGCUAACGAAAGUAUUGAUUUGUAUAUUAAAGUCAGGUAUAUUCAGCUUGCUUCAACUCAAUGGGCAGGAUUUUGGAUGAAUAUGGCAAUGACUCCUGUCGGGAUUAUUUUAAAUAUUUUAUUAACCCAAUUGGGAUUUGAAAGUAAAUCAAGUUCUGCAUUUAUUUGUAUAUAUUAUUUCCUAUCUAUAGCUGAGUCUAUUUCAUCUCUCAUGUAUAAGUUUGUUCAAUUGGAGAAAGAAAUGUGUUCAGUGGAAAGGAUAAAAAAUUAUAUUGAAACUUUUACAAUGUUAAAUGAACAUAUACUUAUGAAUGAGAAAAAUCACAUUCAGGAUUAUAGGAGUGGAUGUUAUACUCCCCUUGCAAUUAAUUCUAAAGAUAGUGAUACAUUUACUAUUAUUCCUAUUUUUGAAGAAGAUCAUAUUAUUGAUGGUCCAAAUAAUAAAGGAUUAAUUAUCAAAGAUUUGCAAAUUUCUACAUUAAAUAAUUUUUCUAUUGGAAAAGAAUUUAACCAAGAAUCUGUAAAUGAUUUAAAAUUUGAGACUUUAUUAACAAUUAAUGGUACUUUAAGGGCAUAUCCAGGUAAUGUAAUUGGUAUUAUUGGAAGAACAGGAUCUGGAAAAUCAUCUUUAAUUAACUCAAUUAUGGGUUUACAUUUACAAAACAGGGGAGUUAUUUUAUUAAACAAUAUUGAUAUAAGAAUAAUUAAAAAGAAGAAUCAAAUCAUUGGGUUACUUCCUCAAGAAAGUCUUAUAAUAAGUGGUGCAACAAUCAGAUCACUAUUAGAUCCUUUUACUGAAUAUAGUGAUUAUCUUAUUUUAAGAGCUUUAAAAAAAACUAAAUUGUUAGGUUUUAUUCAAUCACUUCCUUUAAAGCUAGAAACCAUUAUCAUUUCUCAAGAUUCUAAUGAAUUAAGUACAUAUUCAAUUCAAAGUGAAUCAAAUAAUACCACAAUAAGAUUAUCCAAUUCUCAAAUUAGAUACUUAUCUUUUAUUCAAUUCGUUAUAUCUCCAUUAAGAUAUCAAUUAUUACUUAUUGAUGAACCUCCACAAAAUGUUACUUUUUCAUAUAAAGAUAAUGUAUUUGAAACAACUUCAAUUCAUAAUAUCAUUAAUUCCACAUUUAAACAUUGUCCUUCUUUAAUUAUUACUCAUGAUAUAAACAUAUUUAACAAUUGUGACAUUUUUUGGAUAAUCAAAAAUGGCCAACUCAACAAAGUUAUACAUAAACAAUUUAAAGAUUUUUCCAAUUAUAUUUUGAAAGAAUUAAUUUAA